Beauveria bassiana ARSEF 2860 is the source of this 1065-nucleotide messenger RNA. RefSeq names its product zinc-binding dehydrogenase. The record is from RefSeq and is a predicted model, not a curated record. Gene Ontology annotation, molecular function: oxidoreductase activity. Bases 1 to 1065 code for a protein of 354 amino acids. The transcript is spliced from 3 exons. NCBI's taxonomy places the organism in Eukaryota, Fungi, Ascomycota, Sordariomycetes, Hypocreales, Cordycipitaceae.
AUGGCUCACUCUAUCCCAAAGACGACGAAGCAGUGGAACGUCACCUCUCAGGACGGCCAGGGCGGCUUCAACGUACUGAAGCUUUCCAAUGCGCCGGUGCCUGAGCUUGGCGCUAGUCAAGUUCUCGUCAAGCUGCAAGCCGCAUCGCUCAACUACCGCGACCUCAUUAUUCCACUGGGCAAGUACCCAUUCAAGACGAGCCCCAACGUCAUCCCUGGGUCUGAUGGGGCAGGUACCGUUAUUGCCGUCGGGAGCCAAGUCUCUCGCUUCAAGCCCGGCGACAAGGUGGUUACCUUGUUCAACCAGGAGCACAUUGGUGGGCCACUGACCCCCGAAGCAGCCGGCUCCGGUCUCGGCGGAGCGAUUGACGGCACGCUCCGCUCGGUCGGGGCUUUCAACGAGCAAGGGCUGGUGCAUCAGCCCAAGACCUUGUCCGCCGUGGAAGCCGCGACGCUGCCCUGCGCGGGACUGACAGCGUGGAACGCGCUGUACGGCCUCUCCGAUAACCGGGUGACGGCGGGCCAGUGGGUUCUGACGCAGGGCUCUGGCGGCGUGAGCAUCUUUGCGCUUCAGUUUGCAAAGGCGGCCGGCGCCAGGGUCAUUGCCACGACAAGCUCCGACGCAAAGGCCGCCUCGCUCCGGGCGCUCGGUGCCGAUCACGUCAUCAACUACAGGGAGAAUCCCGAGUGGGGCGCUGAAGCGCGCAAGAUUACCGGCGGCGUCGGUGUCGACCACAUUGUGGAAGUCAUUGGUCCGAGUUCCAUGGCGCAGGGUCUCCAGGCGAUCAAGAUUGGUGGCGUCAUUAGCAUCAUUGGCUUCGUCGGCGGCGAAGCCCAGGUUCAGCCUGGCUUUCUCGACUGCCUCAUGAAUCUGUGCACGGCUCGCGGCCUCAUGGUCGGUAGCCGUGCCCAGAUGGAGGAAAUGUGCCGGGCCAUUGAGGCGAACCCAAAGAUGCUGCAGCCGGUAGUCGACAAGAAGCUGUUCAAGCUCGAGGACGUCAAGGCGGCAUACGAAUAUCAGUGGUCUGGCAAGCACGUUGGUAAAGUGUGCAUUGAGAUUGCGUGA